Molecule: messenger RNA, 1922 nt
Organism: Chlorocebus sabaeus (green monkey)
Lineage: Eukaryota; Metazoa; Chordata; Mammalia; Primates; Cercopithecidae
Gene: LMOD3
Product: leiomodin 3
Biological process (GO): pointed-end actin filament capping; myofibril assembly; muscle contraction
Cellular component (GO): striated muscle thin filament; cytoskeleton; myofibril
Molecular function (GO): tropomyosin binding
Source: RefSeq, a predicted model, not a curated record
AAUAUCUCAAGGGUGUGUUAACUUGGGACACUUGUUAACUUGGGGACCUUCUUGAGGCUUUUUUUUUUCUUUCUUUUUAAAAAUCAUCUUUGAUUAUUCUUUUCUAGUAAAAUAAUAUUUAGAAAAAAUAAUGUCGGAGCACAGCAGAAAUUCAGAUCAAGAAGAACUUCUCGAUGAGGAGAUUAAUGAAGAUGAAAUCUUGGCCAACUUGUCUGCUGAAGAACUGAAAGAACUGCAGUCGGAAAUGGAAGUCAUGGCCCCUGACCCCAGCCUUCCCGUGGGAAUGAUUCAGAAAGAUCAAACUGACAAGCCACCGACAGGAAACUUCAAUCAUAAAUCUCUUGUUGAUUAUAUGUAUUGGGAAAAGGCAUCCAGGCGCAUGUUGGAAGACGAACGAGUUCCUGUCACCUUUGUGAAAUCCGAGGAAAAGACUCAAGAAGACCAUGAAGAAAUAGACAAACGUAACAAAAAUAUGGCCCAGUAUUUAAAAGAAAAGCUCAAUAAUGAAAUAGUUGCAAAUAAAAGAGAAUCAAAGGGCAGCAGCAAUGUCCAAGAAACAGAUGAAGAAGAUGAUGAAGAAGAAGAUGAUGGUGAUGAAGGAGAAGAUGAUGGUGAAGAGAGUGAAAAAAUGAGCAGAGAAGAGGAAGGCAAAGCAAAGGAACAAAUUAGAAAUUGUGAGAACAACUGCCAGCAGGUAACUGACAAAGCAUUCAAAGAACAGAGAGACAGACCAGAGGCCCAAGAACAAAGUGAGAAAAAAAUAUCAAAAUUAGAUCCUAAGAAGUUAGCUCUAGAUACCAGCUUUUUGAAGGUAAGUGCAAGGCCUUCAGGAAACCAGACAGACCUGGAUGGGAGCUUGAGGAGAGUUAGAAAAAAUGAUCCUGACAUGAAGGAACUGAACCUGAACAACAUUGAAAACAUCCCCAAAGAAAUGUUACUGGACUUUGUCAAUGCAAUGAAGAAAAACAAGCACAUCAGAACAUUCAGUUUAGCCAAUGUGGGUGCAGAUGAGAAUGUAGCAUUUGCCUUGGCUAACAUGUUGCGUGAAAAUAGAAGCAUCACCACUCUCAACAUCGAGUCCAAUUUCAUCACAGGUAAAGGGAUUGUGGCCAUCAUGAGGUGUCUCCAGUUUAAUGAGACGCUAACUGAGCUUCGGUUUCACAAUCAGAGGCACAUGUUGGGUCACCAUGCUGAAAUGGAAAUAGCCAGGCUUUUGAAGGCAAACAGCACUCUCCUGAAGAUGGGCUACCAUUUUGAGCUUCCGGGUCCCAGAAUGGUGGUCACUAAUCUGCUCACCAGGAAUCAGGAUAAACAAAGGCAGAAACGACAGGAAGAGCAAAAACAGCAGCAACUCAAGGAACAGAAGAAGCUGAUAGCCAUGUUAGAGAAUGGGUUGGGGCUGCCCCCUGGGAUGUGGGAGAUGUUGGGAGGACCCAUGCCAGAUUCCAGAAUGCAGGAGUUCUUCCAGCCACCGCCACCUCGGCCUCCCAACCCCCAAAACGUCCCCUUCAGUCAACACAGUGAAAUGAUGAAAAAGCCAUCACAGGCCCCGCAGUACAGGACAGACCCUGACUCCUUCCGGGUGGUGAAGCUGAAGAGAAUCCAGCGCAAGUCUCGGAUGCCGGAAGCCAGAGAACCACCCGAGAAAACCAACCUCAAAGAUGUCAUCAAAACACUCAAGCCAGUGCCGAGAAACAGGCCACCCCCAUUGGUGGAAAUCACUCCCAGAGAUCAGCUGCUAAACGACAUUCGUCACAGCAAUGUCGCCUAUCUUAAACCUGUAAGUAGAGGGAGGGAGAAAUGGUGACUGAGCACCCUCCAUAGAAAAUGCAUCCCAACUUUAUUCCCUAUUUGUUUUAACAUAAGGGGAUACUCACUAAUUGAGACCAACUGGGGGAAGCCAAUGAGCAUUACCAAUAGAA